Messenger RNA from Entamoeba dispar SAW760, 630 nucleotides. RefSeq lists its product as uncharacterized. NCBI's taxonomy places the organism in Eukaryota, Evosea, Mastigamoebida, Endamoebidae. The transcript has 2 exons. The record is from RefSeq and is a predicted model, not a curated record. The coding region runs from base 1 to 630 and encodes 209 amino acids.
AUGUUCAGUUAUUCAAUGAUUUAUCAAUCUUCUUUACUUAUUGGACAAUAUGGUGAUAUUAUUGUUGGCCAUAGAAACAAUGAAGCAAUGCCAUUUGCUUUAAAUACAAUGUCAAUGUGCUUUGUUUUUAUUUUGGCCAUUAUUUUGUUUGUAUAUUGCAUAUCAAUUAUAUUAUCACAUUCAUGUGAUAAUAAAGUGAUAACAUUACUGAGCAUAGUUUGCUCUGUUUUGACUACUUUAUUAUCAAUUCUUGUUAUUAUUCUUCUUACUAUUUCUAUUAUUAAUACUCAGAAAUCAUUUUCUUCUCUGUUCUCAACUGAAGGUGAGUCAGAUCAAAACACAAAUGAGAAAGGAAAAAAGGAAUUUAGGAAUCAAUUAGAAUACAAAUAUUCAUGUUGUGGGUUUGAUAGUGCAACUGUCAAUUACGAAUGUCAUAAGUUUACACCAUUAGAGUUAACAUGUAAAACUACGUUAUAUAAACCAUUUAUGAAAUUGAUGUAUUAUCUGUUUAUUCCAAUUUCUGCGACUCUCAUAUUGUGUGUGAUUGUUGCCUGUAUUAAUUUAAUUCUCUUCAUGUAUCAACGAAAAAAAUACCGACAUGAUGAAUGGGGUGAUACUUUUUAUUCUUAA